GGAUUUGAGUCAUAAUCAUUUAUUGUCAUCCAACUGGAGCAUUGAUAUGUCUGUUCAUACCCUACAAGAAGUGAAAAUGAAUUACAACGAGCUAAGUGAAAUCCCAUAUUUUGGAGAAACAACUUCCAAUAUAACUCUUCUCUCAUUGGUACACAAUACCAUUCCAGAAAUAAAUGCUGAGCAGCUCCAGCUCUACCUUUCAUUGGAAAAUCUAGAUCUUAGUUCUAAUCUUAUCUCCGAAAUUAAAGCCUCUUCUUUUCCACGGAUGCAACUCAAGUACCUGAAUCUGAGUAACAACAGGAUAACUACCCUAGAAGCAGGGUGCCUUGAUAAUUUAUCUAGCUCACUGAUGGUGGUAAAGCUCAACAGGAAUAGGAUUAGUGUGAUUCCACCAAAGAUCUUCAAGUUGCCUCACGUGCAGUUUCUGGAACUGAAAAGGAACCGGAUUAAAGUAGUGGAAAGUCUUACAUUCCAAGGACUGGAAUCCUUAAAAUCCUUGAAAAUGCAGCGCAAUGGGAUUAGCAAACUAAUGGAUGGAGCUUUCUUUGGCCUGGGUAAUAUAGAGGAAUUAGAACUGGAACAUAAUAACUUAACAGAAGUAAACAAGGGUUGGCUGUAUGGACUGAGGACAUUGCAGCAACUCUAUGUGAGCCAAAAUGCCAUCACCAGGAUCAGCCCAGAUGCAUGGGAGUUCUGCCAAAGACUUGCUGAGCUAGACUUGUCCUACAACCAGCUCACUCGCCUCAAGGAAUCUGCUUUUGUGGGACUUGGCUUGUUGGAGAAACUGAACCUGGGUGACAAUCGCAUUAGUCACAUUGCUGAUGGUGUCUUCAGAGGGCUGACAAAUCUUCAAACCUUGGACUUGCGGAACAACGAGAUCUCCUGGGCCAUAGAAGAUGCAAAUGAAGCAUUUGUGGGACUCAGCAGGCUGGAUAAGCUAAUCUUGCAAGGAAACCAGAUUAAGUCAAUUACCAAAAAGGCAUUCUCUGGUCUCGAAGGACUUGAACACCUAGAUUUGAGCAACAAUGCAGUAAUGUCCAUCCAGGAAAAUGCCUUUGCCCAGACUCAGCUGAAGGAGCUGAUUUUGAACACCAGCAGUUUGCUCUGUGACUGCCAGUUGAAGUGGCUGCCCCAGUGGCUCACUGAGAGCUACUUGCAGCAGGCUGUAAAUGUUAGCUGUGCUCACCCUGAGUGGUUAGCAGGACAAAGCCUCCUCAGUGUGGACCCCGAUGACUUCGUCUGUGACAACUUCCCAAAACCACAGAUCAGAGUGCACCCAGAGACCACAGUGGCUCUGCGAGGCAUGAACGUGACCCUGAGGUGCACUGCAGUGAGCAGCAGUGACUCUCCCAUGUCCACAGCCUGGCGCAAGGACAGCGAAGUCCUGUAUGAUGCAGAGGUGGAGAACUUUGCCAGGUACCAGCAGCAGAGUGCUGAGGUGCUGGAAUACACCACUGUGCUGCACCUCUUCAAUGUCAACUUCACUGAUGAAGGGAAGUAUCAGUGCAUUGUCACCAAUCACUUCGGCUCCAACUAUUCCAACAAAGCCAAGCUGACUGUCAAUGAGCUCCCUUCUUUCCUGAAAACCCCCAUGGAUCUCACCAUCCGCACCGGGGCCAUGGCCAGGCUGGAGUGUGCUGCUGAGGGCCACCCCACCCCACAGAUCUCCUGGCAGAAAGAUGGUGGCACAGACUUCCCUGCUGCAAGAGAGAGGAGGAUGCAUGUCAUGCCUGAGGAUGAUGUGUUCUUCAUUGCAAACGUGAAGAUGGAAGACAUGGGCAUCUAUAGCUGCAUGGCCCAGAACAUCGCGGGGGGACUCUCAGCCAACGCCACCCUGACUGUGUUGGAAACUCCCUCCUUCGUGAGGCCUCUGGAAGACAGGACAGUGACCCGUGGUGAAACUGCUGUCCUGCAGUGCAUAGCUGGUGGCAGCCCUGCCCCUCGCCUCAACUGGACCAAGGAUGAUGGUCCUCUGACCGUCACCGAGCGACACUUCUUCGCCGCGGCUAAUCAGCUCCUCAUCAUCGUGGACGCUGGGCUGGAGGAUGCUGGGAAGUACACCUGCAUCAUGUCCAACACCCUGGGCACAGAGCGUGGCCAUAUUUACCUGAAUGUCCUGGCAUCCCCCAACUGUGAUUCUUCCCAGAGUGGCAUUGCCCACGAGGAGGAUGGCUGGACCACAGUGGGGAUCGUGAUCAUCGUCGUGGUGUGCUGCGUGGUGGGGACGUCCCUGGUGUGGGUUAUUGUCAUCUACCACAUGAGGAGGAAGAGUGAGGAUUACAGCAUCACCAACACAGAGGAGAUGAACCUACCUGCUGACAUUCCCAGCUAUCUGUCCUCCCAAGGAACACUGUCAGAGCCUCAGGAAGGCUACAGCAACUCGGAGGCAGGGAGCCAUCAGCAGCUGAUGCCUCCAGCUGGCAGCUUCGUGCACAAAGGCACAGAUGGUGGGGCAGCCCCACUAGUGAUCUGCUCAGACUGUUACGACAACGCAAACAUCUACACCCGGAGCCGAGAGUACUGUCCCUACGCCUACAUCUCCGAGGAGGAUCCCCUGGAUCAAACACUCCCAAAUCUCAUGGUGCAGAUGCCCAAGGAAGCAUACACAGCACGUACCCAGCAUGAAGCCAGUGCUCUGGAUAAUCUCUUAGCAGACAGAGACAUGCCUGUCUUCCUUAGCAGCCACGACAAAAUAAGUGAGGAGAAAAUCUCCUCCCAGCAGAUUAAUGAGCCCUUUCAGCUUCCCCUGUGGGGAGUCAGCAAGGACGUGGCAC
This is a messenger RNA of Acanthisitta chloris (rifleman), 2774 nucleotides long. It is a transcript of the gene LRIG2, whose product is annotated as leucine-rich repeats and immunoglobulin-like domains 2. The annotation marks the transcript as partial. The record is from RefSeq and is a predicted model, not a curated record. Gene Ontology annotation, molecular function: protein binding. Lineage: Eukaryota; Metazoa; Chordata; Aves; Passeriformes; Acanthisittidae. The transcript is spliced from 17 exons.